CUACACACGUGAACCGAACCGGGUCCGAAGCGAACGAGUGUGGUGACUGACGGCACAGGCGCAGGUCCGUGGCGCAGGCUCUCGGCUGUUUAGUUUGCACGCCAAUUCACAUACGAAGAGGAGAAAGAGAGAGAGAAAACGCGGAUUCUCCGAGAGAGGACGGGACUCCGACGGGAGAGCGAGGCGUGCACACAAACGCGCGCGCGCGCGCCGCUGACGUGCGUGCUGCUCUCUUCUCUUGAGAGUAAUUCAAAUAUUCUGAAAAAAAAAAAAAAAAAAAAAAACUUGGACGAGCGGAGUGUGCGCGAGUGUGUCCGCGACGAGAGAGAGAGAGAGAGAGAGAGAGAGGAGAGAAGAAAUUUCCGGAUACGGGAGGAAUUUUCGGGCGAAUAAUAGUGCUUGGUGAUUACGAUUCGAUUUGUCCAUUUGUUUGGUGGAUUUCUCUGGUGUAAUACGUGCCACACAGUGAGGCCCUCCUCUCCUCUCCGCCCCCCCCCCCGGUGGCUACAUAACUGAUCAACAAGUCGCCGCGCCGAUUUUCGGAUAACUCAAGGCAGCAAGAGGCGCAGUAUGUGCCCGGCGCCGGGCCCAGCGCCGCAUCCGAAGGAAGGACCCGUAGUCUCGAAUACGUUCCCGCAUAUCCGCCACCGAGAGCCGAUAGAUACCGGGGCGGCGCGCAGAUACAGAAAAGAAUGACUCAGAGGGAGGACGUUCUUAAAUUCGAGCAGGGCCGCAUCAAGGCCCUGCAGGAGGAACGUCUUCACAUCCAGAAGAAGACGUUCACAAAAUGGAUCAACUCCUUCUUGUUGAAGGCGCGCAUGGAGGUGGACGAUCUCUUCAUCGAUCUCGCGGACGGCAAGAAGCUGCUGAAGCUGCUGGAGAUUAUUUCCGGCGAGCGACUCGCCAAACCCAACAACGGACGCAUGCGGGUUCACAAAAUUGAAAACGUGAACAAGUCCCUGGCGUUUCUACAUACCAAGGUUCGUCUCGAGAGCAUCGGCGCGGAAGAUAUCGUCGACGGCAAUCCCCGACUGAUCCUAGGUCUCAUCUGGACCAUAAUAUUGAGAUUUCAAAUUCAGGAGAUCGAGAUCGACGUGGACGAGGAGAACGACAGCAGCGAGAAAAAGUCUGCCAAGGAUGCUCUGUUGCUCUGGUGUCAGAGAAAAACGAACGGCUAUCCCGGCGUCAACAUCCAGGACUUUACCGGAUCAUGGAGAAGCGGCCUCGGUUUCAACGCUCUCAUACACGCUCACAGACCGGACUUGGUCAAUUGGUCGGAAUUGCAACAAAACAAGAACAUCGACAAUCUCAAUUAUGCCUUCGACGUCGCCAACUCCGAACUCGGUAUACCGCGGCUUUUGGACGCGGAAGACGUCGACACGGCCAGGCCGGACGAGAAGUCCAUUAUCACCUACGUUGCGUCUUAUUACCACACGUUCGCGAGGAUGAAAAACGAGAUAAAGAGCGGAAAAAGAAUAGCGAAUAUUGUCGGACAAAUGAUGGACGCCGAUAAGAUGAAGAUCCACUACGAGAAGCUUACAACCGACCUGUUGGAGUGGAUCAAAAUGAAGAUCGAGAUUUUGGAAAAUCGCAGUUUUCCAAACUCGCUCGAAGGUAUCCAACGGGAACUUCUAGCCUUCAAGCAAUACCGCACGGUGGAGAAACCGCCGAAGUAUAAAGAACGGUCCGAGAUAGAGGCGUUGUACUUUCACAUAAACACCCGGCUGAAGUCUUUGAAUCAGCCGGCAUUCAUUCCGCAGGAAGGCCAGCUAGUCCAGGACAUCGAGAGAAACUGGGUGGAGUUGGAGAGGGCGGAGCAUCGUCGCGAGGUCGCUCUUAGAACCGAACUUUUGCGACAGGAGAGAUUGGAGCAAUUAAACUAUAAAUUCGAGCGAAAGAGCGUACUUAGAGAAGGUUAUUUAAAGGAGAUGAUUCAAGUGCUGACAGAUCCCAGAUACGGAAGCAACCUGGCGCAAGUUGACGCCACGGUGAAGAAGCACGAAGCUAUCAGCGCCGAUAUCUUGGCGCGCGAGGAACGUUUCCACGAUUUGACGAACAUGUCCGAAGAACUGGUGCGCGAAAAUUAUCACGGUCUUGAAAGAGUUCGGAGCAGAGAGCAAGAAGUGCUGCAGAGAUGGAAGGAACUGUUGGCUCUACUGGAUCAUCACAAGUCCAAUCUUGUCGCACUUUCCUCACUGAUGAGCCUGAUGAGAGAAAUUGACACGACUCUGGCUUCUAUUCAGGAACUCCAAGUGAACUUCCAAAGCACCGACGUAGGACCGCAUCUACUUGGGGUUGAGGAUCUGUUACAGAAACAUAGUUUGCAGGAAUUGCAAGUGACCGCUUUGGGCGAGAGCCAGAGACGACUCGGCAGACAGGCUGCUCAACAUCUGACGCAACCACAAAGCAAGGAAGCACCAUUGUUGCAGCAGAAACUGGAACUACUGAAUCAGGCCUAUGACGAGCUAGUGGAGAACAGCAAGGAACGCAAGGCUCGUCUCGAAGACGCUAGAAAUUUCUUUCAUUUCCUUCAGGAUCACGAGGACGAGGAAUCUUGGCUGAUUGAGAAGCAGCGAAUAUGCAAGGCCGGUAUAUCCGCGAAGGAUUUGCGAGCCGUGAUAUCGCUGCAACAGAAACAUAAAGCUUUGCAAGACGAGAUGAAAGUGCGCAGGCCAAAAUCCGAUCAGCUCUGCGACGCUGGUACGAAGUUAAUAGCUGAUAAUCAUCCUUCAGCGUUGGAAAUACAAAAUCGUAUAGACUCGCUGCAAGAGCACUGGAGAGUUUUAGAAGAACUGGCGGCAUUGAGAAAGAAGCAGCUGGACGACGCGGCUGAGACGUUCCAGUUUUACGCCGACGCAAACGAAGCGGACUCGUGGAUGAACGAGAAGAUGACACUCGUUGCUUCGGAAGAUUAUGGUGUGGACGAGCCGAGCGCUCAGGCUUUGUUGCAGAGGCACAAGGAUCUGGAAGGCGAACUGAACGCUUACAAAGGCGACGUGCAGUCGCUGAACGCACAGGCGGAGAAGCUCAUCAAGUCUGGUAUCUCCACUUUGGAGUUAUCUGCCGAUCCUGAACCAGUCGCUGAACUGGAACAAGAAGAGUGGAGUAAGGAGAUCAGGUUAGUGCCUCAAGACGAGUGGGUGGACGAGGUGGUCGAGCGACUGGAGCAGAGGACUGUUCAGGAGGAUAGGCGAGUGCCGCAGGUGAAGAGUCUAUAUCCUUUCAGUGGUCAGGGCAUGCACAUGGUAAAGGGUGAAGUAAUGUUCUUAUUGAACAAGACAAAUCCUGAUUGGUGGAGCGUCAGAAAGGCCGACGGCACGGAUGGAUUCGUGCCGGCUAACUAUGUUCGUGAGAUUGAGCCGAAAAUCGUUCAAGUGCAAGUACGAAAGCCUGAGAAAGUCAAGGUGACACAGCGUGUGAAGAAAACAAAAAUGGUGAAGCAAGUGGUGCCGGUCCGGCGACUGAAGUCCAUCAAAUCUACUGUGAAGCCGGUUAAGCGAAAGACGGUUAACGACGGCGAUAGUGUAGAGAAGCGUCAGAAGAAGAUCAAUGAGACUUACAGCGAACUACAAGAACUGGCUGUGAAACGUCACGCACUUCUAGAAGACGCCAUCAGGCUCUAUGGUUUUUAUCGGGAAUGCGACGACUUUGAAAAGUGGAUUAAGGACAAAGAAAAGAUGCUGAGAGCCGACGAUUCUCGCGACAAUGUCGAGACGGCAAGAAGGAAGUACGAAAAGUUUUUGACGGAUCUGUCAGCAUCCGGAAAACGAGUGGAGGCAAUAGAUACAGCGGUAGAUGAGUUCGUUCGCCAAGGUCACAGCCAGUUGGACAAGGUCAAGGCCAGGCAGAAACACAUUCAUCAGCUGUGGGAUCAUCUGAACUGGUUGAAGACGCAAAAGGAAAAAAGUUUAGAAGGCGCAUCUAGCGUCGAGCUGUUCAACAGAACUUGCGACGAGGCGCACGAUUGGAUGCUGGAAAAAAUUACACAACUGGACACGGCCGAGUUAGGACCUGACUUAAAGACCGUGCAAGCUUUACAAAGAAGACAUCAACAUCUGGAACGAGAAUUGGCGCCGGUCGAGGAGAAGGUACGGAAAGUAAAUUUGUUAGGCAAUAGUGUCAAGAAUUCAUAUCCGCACGAAUGCAACAACGUGAACGCGAGACAAAACGAAAUCAAAGAUCUGUGGAACAAAGUCCAGACAAAAGCCAAGGAGCGACGAUCCCGUUUAGAGGAUGCGGUCGGCCAACAAAUAUUCAUGAACAGCUCGAAGAAUUUGAUUAACUGGGCCACGGAUAUACAAGAGACGAUGAAGGUUGAAGAACCAGUGAGAGAUGUUGCCACGGCCGAACAAUUGAAGAAACAGCACAUGGAGCUCGGAGAAGAAAUACGAACCAAAGAAGAUGAAUUUAACGAAGUCGAAGAUCUUGGACGAGAAUUGUUACGUCGUAAUCCGGCUUUGACGGAUGUACGCGAACGUUUGGACAAGCUAAAUGGAUUGUAUCCAGCAGUAUCAGCCGACUGGAUGGCGAAAGAGGAAUGGUUACGACAGUGCCUGGAAUUGCAACAGUUUAAUCGGGAGGCCGAUCAAAUCGAAGCCACUACCAGUUCUCACGAAGCUUUUCUUGAAUUCAUUGACUUAGGCGAAUCUUUAGAUGACGUCGAAGCUCUGUUGAAGCAGCACGAGAAGUUCGAGAAUACUCUUCACGCGCAAGAUGACAGGUUGAAGGCAUUCAGCGACACCGCGGACAAAUUGAUCGCUCAAGAUCAUUAUGACAAAGAUUACAUUAACGAGAGAAGAAACCAAGUAUUGGCACGUCGUAUGGCAGUGAAGGAAGCCGCUCAGCGCCGAAGAGCAGCCUUGAAAGCUUCCGAACAUUACCAGCAAUUUUCGGCUGAAGUAGAUGAUCUACGCAACUGGUUGGUCGACAAGAUGAAGACCGCGUCCGAUGAGAGCUAUCGCGAUCUGAACAAUCUCGAGCGCAAAUUGCAGAAGCACGAGGCUUUCGAGCGAGAGCUGCGCGCUAACGAAGGCCAGUUAAGAGCAGUCAACAAGGCGGGCAAAGCACUGAUAUCUGAAGAAAAUUACAGAUCGGACGAUGUGGGAGAAACCUUAAAGGAUCUAAAUGACCAGUGGAAGCAUCUGGUGGCAUUAUCGCUGGAGAAGGGUCGCAGACUGCGACAAGCCGCCAUGCAACAUGGAUACAAUCGCACCAUGGAAGAUGCCAGACUGAAACUGGAAGAGAUAGAAAUCUGUUUGCAGAGCAAACAAGUAGGCACAGAUCUUCGCAGCUGCAAGGAAUUACUGAAGAAGCAUCAGACUCUCGAGAGCGAUAUGUGCCAAUGGGAACAGAAGGUGGACGAUCUUGUAGCCAUGGGUCAGGAGAUGGCGCACGAGGGUCAUUUCGAUGCAGCGAACAUUCUGAAGACGAGUCAAGCUACGCAGAAGAAAUUCCGCAGUCUAAAAGAACCAGCCAAGAGACGUCGUGAAGCAUUGGAGGAAAGUUUGCGCUUCCACAAAUUCGGCUUCGAACUGGAUGCCGAGUUGCAAUGGAUCAAGGACCACAUGCCGCAAGCAUCCUCGACGACGCUCGGACAAAAUCUACACCAAGCCCAGACCUUGCACAAGAAGCACAAAAAGCUGGAAGCGGAGAUCGCCGGUCACCAACCGAUGAUAGACAAGACCCUGGUUUCCGGACAGACGCUCAUUGAUCAGGCUCAUCCGGAAAAGAAAAAGAUCCAAGAGCUGUGCGAUGUUUUGGAUGACGCUUGGCGAGACUUGCAAGAUAAAGCGGGAGAGCGUAGCAGAGCAUUAGAUCUGUCGUUGAAAGCGCAAGAAUUUUUCUUCGAAGCCGGCGAGGUCGAGAGCUGGCUUAACGAGAAGAACGACGUGCUGAGUUCGACCGAUUACGGCAGAGAUCGUGACGCCGCCACGAAAUUGCUGACGAAACACAAGGCUGUCGAGCUUGAGUUAGACACGUACAACGGUAUUGUGACAGAAAUGGGAAAUACCGCUUCUACGAUGAUAAAUUCGAAGCAUCCCGACAGCAAGGCGAUAGCCAACAAGCAGCAAGCGAUUGUCCAACAAAUGCGCGCCUUGCAGCGGUUAGCUACCGUGAGACAACAACGUUUGAUGGAGAGCAUGUAUCGUCACGAAUAUUUCUUAGAAAGCAGAGAAUUGGAGCAGUGGAUAAAGGAACAAGAGCAAGCGGCCGCGUCAGAAGAUUACGGACAGGAUUACGAGCAUCUGUUGCUGCUGCAAGCGAAAUUCAAUGACUUCAAGCAUCGAAUAGAGGCCGGUUCGGAAAGAUUCAAUCAGUGCGAGGAAUUGGCCAGGAAGCUAAUUGCGAACGAGAGUCCUUACAUUCAGGACAUCGAGAAGCGACAGGAACAAUUAGGAUCUGACGAAGACGAUCCGGUGCUUCAAGUACAAAAGCAACACGAAGCAAUGAAGGAAUCGUGGCAGCAUCUGUUGGGUCUCAUUCGAAAUCGCGAACAACGGUUACAAGCAGCAGGCGAGAUUCACCGGUUCCACCGUGACGUGGCGGAAGCGUUGUCGCGGAUACAGGAGAAAGAGGCUGCUCUACCGGAGGAUCUAGGACGCGACUUAAAUUCUGUUCUGGCGUUGAUCAGACGCCACGAGGGUUUCGAGAACGAUCUGGUCGCUUUGGAGGCUCAAUUGCAAGUCUUAGUCGAAGACGCGUCCAGAUUGCAGGCUCAUUAUCCGGGCAACAAUGCGGUGCACAUUGAUCAACAGCAACAGAUUGUUGUGGCUCAUUGGGAGGAGUUGAAAGAACGAUCCGCUCAUCGAAGGGAUCAGUUACAGGCUAGUUGUGAUUUGCAACGAUUCCUCACUCAGGUCAGAGAUUUGAUGAACUGGGCGGCCGGAUUGUGCGCUACAAUGUCGACGGAAGAAAAAGUUCGAGACGCGGCCAGUGCGCAGACUCUGAAGGCCGAGCACGAGGCUCUUAAAGGAGAAAUCGAAGCGAGAGAAGACAGUUUCAGCUCGGUACUCGAUCUAGGCGAGGCAAUGGUGCAAACUGGUCACUACGCCGCCACGGAGGUCGAAGAAAAAUGCAAUCAACUGUUGAAUGAGAGGCAGAGGCUGCACAUGGCGUGGCAACAAAAGAAAGUGCAUUUGGAACAAUUGAUUGACUUGCAUUUCUUUUUGCGAGACGCCAAACAACUUGAUACCUUGUCUAGUACUCAAGAAGCAGCGCUAAGCGGUGACAACUUCGGGAUUUCGGUCGAGGAAGUGGACGCGCAAAUGAAGAAACAUAACGAGUUUGAGAAGCUAUUGGUCACGCACGAGGAAAAGUUGACAGCUCUGCAAGAACACGGUAAUAAGCUUCUCGAGCAAGAUCAUUUCGAUUCGCCGACAAUUGCGCGGCGUUUGAACGAGGUCAUACAGAGACGCGCGAGAAUUCGGGAUCUGUGCGGCGCGCGAAGAAAGAGACUAGAAGCCAGUUUACUGCACGCGCAGUUUGUAAGAGACGUUGGCGAGGCCGAAUCGUGGAUAGGUGAAAAACAGAAGAAACUGGAAGCGGAAGCGUCGAAAGGUGAGGUGUCCAAUUUGGAAGAUAAGAUCAAGAAGUUGCAGAAGCAUCAGGCGUUCCAAGCGGAACUUGCGGCAAAUCAGAGCAGAAUCGAAGAGAUCAAAGCCAAAGGGGAGACAUUGUUAGCGCGAAAACAUCCGGCAAGCGCGGAAAUUCGUCAACAGUUGGAACAUUUGCUGGCGUCCUGGAGAAAAUUGCUAUUGGAGUCUGGGAAUCGAGGCAGAGGUUUGGAGGAGGCUCAAGAUAUUUUGGAAUUUAACAAUCAGGUGGAGAAAAUCGAGGCUUGGAUAAGAGACAAAGAGAUGAUGGUUCAAGCCGGUGAUACCGGAAAGGAUUAUGAGCACUGCUUGAGCCUUCAAAGAAAACUCGAUGACGUAGACAGCGACAUGCGAGUGGACGAUUCCAGAAUAAAAUCGAUCAACGCUCUGGCGGAUAAGCUUAUAAAACAGGGUCGCGAUAAUGAAUCAAAGGCAAUUCAGCAAAGACGGGAUAAUUUCAACAAUAAGUGGAAAGGUUUGCAAGGUGCUCUCGGUACGUAUCGAGAAAUGUUAGCGGGAGCACUCGAGAUUCAUCUGUUCAACCGGGACAUAGACGACACAAACCAAAGAGUUAUCGAAAAAUCAGUAGCUAUGAAUACUAGUGACACAGGAAAGGAUUUGCCCGCUGUCGAUCAAUUACAAAGAAAACAAGAGGCUAUGGAGCGAGAUAUGACAGCGAUUGAAGGCAAAUUGAAAGAACAUAAAGCGGAGGCGCGAAAUUUGUCGCACAAAUAUCCGGACAAGGCGGCCGAGAUAAACGGCAUAUUGUCUGAGCUUCAGUCUAACUGGGACGACUUGCAACGUUUGACUCGACAUCGACGCGAUGCUCUGAAUCAGGCCUACACGUUGCACAAGUUCCAAGCUGAUCUGCACGAAUUGGAGAUUUGGGUGGCGGAUACGAUUAAACGCAUGGACGAAUCCGAACCACCGACAACUAUAUCCGAAGCUGAGGCUGUAUUAGAACUACAUCAGGAAAGAAAAGCAGAGAUUGACGGUCGACAGGAUAUAUUUAAGGGUCUGAAGGAACAUGGUCAAAAGCUGUUGUCAAUUGACGAGGAUGUCAAAGAUAAUCUUGAACACCUGGAAGAACUCAGGCAGACCUUGGGAAAGGCUUGGGAUGAUCGCCGACAGAAAUUAACGCAAGUGCAUCAAUUGCAGUUGUUCAAAGAGCAAGCUGAUCAGGCGGACAGUUGGUUAGCGACGAAAGAGGCAUUCCUUAAUAAUGACGAUCUCGGUGACUCUCUAUCGGGCGUCGAGACGCUGCUACGUAAGCACGAGGAGUUCGAAAAGAUGCUCGUGUCUCAGUUAGGACGUAUUGAAGAUCUUGAGAAGUUUGCCAAUAACAUCCUGUUGCAGGAACAUGCGGAUGCGGACGUAAUAAAACAACGACUCGCUUCCGUUUGUGCUAGAAGGGACAAGUUGAAGAAUAGCGCGACAGCCCGAAGAAAGAAACUUUUGGAGAGUCAUCAUUUACAUCAGUUCCUCAGGAAUAUAUACGAGGUGGAAGGCUGGCUACAUCAGAAGCAACAGGUAGCGAGCGAUGAGAAUUACAGGGAUUCUUCAAACUUGCAGAGCAAAAUUCAGAAGCACGCCGCUUUCGAAAGUGAACUUAUGGCGAACAAAGGUAGGAUCGCGGCGAUAAUAAACGAAGGUGAAGCUCUCAUUGAGGAGAAUCACUACGCUUCGAGGGAGAUACAAGAACGUUUGGACGAACUGGAGGCAGAAUGGCGUCUCUUGCAGGAGACCAGCGAGUUGAAAAAAAAUCGUCUGAACGACGCGUAUCAAGCAUUGUUGUUUGGUCGUACUCUGGACGAGUUCGAAACGUGGAUGGACGAGGUGGAAACUCAGUUACAGUCGGAGGAUCAUGGCAAAGAUCUUUCGAGCGUGGCGAAUUUGUUGAAGAGACACACCAAUUUGGAAAACGAUGUGCUCGGUCACAACGAGGCAUGUGAAUCAAUUAAGGAGACUGCGGCGAGUUUUCAGAAAUCAAACCACUUCAUGUGCGACGAGAUUCAAGAAAGAGCGUUGGUUACGAUCAACAGAUAUUACAGUCUUCAAGAACCGAUGCAGAUACGCAGAGACAAUCUGGAGGACGCGAAGCUGCUACAUCAGUUUGCGAGAGACGUCGAGGACGAGUUGCAUUGGUUGUCAGAGAAAGAGCCAUUGGCCGCUAGCAGUGAUUUGGGAAGUUCUCUGACCACCGUUCAACGAUUGCAAAAGAAACAUCAUGCCUUGGAAGCUGAACUAUUGUCCAGAGAGCCUGUAGUAGCUUCUCUGGUUAGUAGAGCAACUGUAAUGAUCAGAAGUGGACAUUUCGCGGCGGAUAAGAUCGAAAAAUUAUUUCAAGAAUUGCAAGAGAAGUUGUCGCAUCUGCAAGAUUUGGCAAGCGUCAGAAAGCUGAGAUUGCUCGACGCAGUGGAAUCGCAAAUGUUUUAUGCCGAAGCCGCAGAAGCUGAGCAGUGGAUAAGAGAGAAGCAUCCGCAAUUGACAUCAAUCGAUUACGGCAAGGACGAAGACUCUGUUCAAUCUCUGCUGAAGAAACUAGAAAGUAUAGAACGUGAUUUAUCCGGUUUCGAAAAUACUAUUGACAAUUUGAAGAAACUUUCAAAAGGUCUAGUCGAGCGACAUCACUUUGACAGCAAGAAUAUCGCGCAAAAACAGGCGGAUAUUGAACUGAAAUUCCAAGAGUUACAGGAAUUGAAGGAAUAUCGUUUGCAGAGAUUAUCGGAAAGCGAAAAGUUUUACAAAUUUAUUAGACAGGCGGAUGAGGUGAUUGAAUGGAUCGGAGAUCAAACAACGAUUGCUGCCUCGGAGGAUUAUGGCCGCGACGUGGAACAUGUGGAAUUGCUGAUUCAGAUAUUCGAUAAUUUCCUAGCUGGAUUAACGACCAGUGAGGCCCGAGUAUUGGCUGUGCUUGACGAAGGGCAGAAGCUAAUAGAGCAGAACAAUCCUGAGAAAAACAAGAUACUCUUAAAAAUCGACGAGACAAAACAACAGUGGGAGGACUUGAAAGAAUUGGCGCACGCACGACAAGACGCGUUAGCAGGUGCCAAACAGGUUCACAUGUUCGACAGAACAGCCGACGAGACCAUCUCUUGGAUACAGGAAAAGGAAACGGCUCUCAGCUCGGACGGUUACGGACACGACUUGGAAACGAUUCAGGCGUUGGUGAGAAAACACCAGGGCUUUGAAACCGAUCUGGCCGCUGUGAAAGAGCAAGUUGAGUGCCUGAUGGAGGAGGCGUCCAGACUGAUCGAGCUGUUCCCUGACGCACGUGUGCACAUCGACGUGAAGCAUCAGGAAGCGGAAGCGGCCUGGGCUGAUCUGUUGGAGAAAGCAGCGCAGAGGCGAAGCAAACUGGCCCAAGCGGAACAAUUGCAAGCUUAUUUGGGCGAGUACAGGGAACUGAUGUCCUGGAUCAACGAGAUGGUGGCGAAGGUGACGGCGCCGGAAUUGGCGCGAGACGUUCCUGGUGCCGAGACGUUGAUCUCCAGACACAACGAAUACAAAUCGGAAAUUGACACGCGCGAAGAGGCUUUCGAGAAGUUUUAUCAGAUCGGGCAGGAGUUGAUUGAACAAGGACACUUUCUGGCGAAGGAAAUCGAGGACAAGAUAUCGGUGUUACAGCAACGCCAACAAAUUCUGAAGGAUACGUGGCAGCAGAGGAGACAGAUUUACGAGCAGAAUUUGGACACGCAGCAGUUCAAGAGAGACGCGGAAACUUUGGAAAAUUGGAUAGCCAGCAGAGAGCCAAUGCUGCACGACGACAAGUUCGGAGAGAGUAUAUCGCAAGUGGAGGAGCUGAUAAGGAAGCACGAGGACUUCGAAAAGACCAUAGAAGCUCAAGAGGAGAGAUUCAGCGCGCUUAAACGGAUAACGAUGCUGGAAAAAGCGUUCCAAAGACAGCAACAAGCGGAAAUGGCAGCGCGCCAAGCGGAGAAGGAGCGCGUGGAACGUGCGAGAAUCGAGGAGCGAAAACGGAAGGAGGUUCAAAGAAUAACGGAGGAGCGAAAACGCGAAGAGGAACGUAGACGAUUAUUGGACAAUUCUCAUCGCGCUCAACACGACGAAGUCAACGGCUCCGUCGACGAGCACGAAUCUGUGAACAUAUUGUCUCCGCUGAAAGGUAGCGCUUCCGAAACAGCGGAACCCGCAACAUCUCAGAAGUCGCACGGUAUAUCGCACGUAUUUGGCGAAAAAUUAAGACGAGCAACUUCGGAUAUCAAGAGAGCCGAGAGUAUGAAGGUGGAUACGAAGAAGCCAAAACGCACACCGAGCUUCACGACCAGACGAAGAACGCAGAGCUUCAGAAAACUGCAACGAAUAGAGAACAUGGACGCUUUACGACCGGUCGAAAUUCAAGGUUAUCUCGAACGGAAACACGAGCUUCAAAGCGCAGGCAAAAAGGCAGCCGUUCGAUCGUGGAAACAAUAUUACACUGUCUUGUGCGGGCAACUGCUGUGCUUCUUUAAAGACACCGAGGAUUUCUCAAUGAGCAAAGCGGCAACUGCCCCGAUAACCAUUUUCAAUGCCAUAUGCGAAAAGGCGGACGAUUAUACGAAGAAGAAGAAUGUAUUCCGGCUGAAGUGCACGGAUGGAUCGGAGUUCUUAUUUUUAGCACCGAGUCAAGAAGAGAUGGAGGAUUGGGUCAAUAAAAUCUCGUUCCACGCAAAACUGCCGCCGAGUUUGCAGCUUUUAAGUUACGACGAGUCUCAAAAGGCGGGUUUGGAGAGGUUACAGAGUUCGGGACUGGAGCACGCGGACGAUAACAUGUCGACCGGCAGCAGCCGCGCUUCCACGCCCGAGAUGGAGCGCAAGAAUUCCGUGAUCAGGCGCGAUCCCGCCUCGAUAAAUCAGCACUCGCCGAGCUCGGUGCAAAUAGAAUUUCUGCAGAUGCACAGGCAGAAUCAGCAGCGACGCAACGACGCGCAGAACACAGAGUCGUUACUGGCGUCGCAGAGAUUGGACCCGCCUCAGACACAGACGGAAUUUCUGCAGAUGCACAGGCAGCAACAGAUGCUCGCGCAGCAACAGCAACUGAUGCAGCAGGAACAGCUGGCGGCUCAGCGGGAUCAGUAUCAUCCGAAUUCCGCGAUGCUGGGAAGCGACAAACCGCCGAUACCGCCGCGAGGCGCUCCCCCACCUAUCCCUAUGCGAACACCCAGUUCUGAAAAUAUGAUACAAUACAGGCGCAAUGACGUGGAACAUAUGCAACAAGGAAGGUCCAAUGUCUACCAACGCAGCGCAACGUUAAAUCACAACGGAUCCGGACAGUAUUCGCCGAACGAGCCACCACCAACGUGGCACCGACAAAGCAGCGUGGAACUUCCUCCGCAAGAAUAUGCACCUCCAUUGCCAUCGACCGCCCCUCCGUCAACCAGAAUACCACAGUGGAACACUCCUCACGAUUCUGCAUAUGGAAAUAUACCGGUAAACACCAGACAGGGUAUGCAACAACAAAAUAACACUUUCUCUGGCAGACCGGCAUCGUUGCCACCUUACGUCGCUCCUCCAUCGGCUUCGCAAUCAUCUUCUUCGAACAUCACAGUGGACAGUAGACGAGCGUCAGAAAGCGGUUCGGAAAGCGAACAAAGCUCGGGCAGCAAUCGAAAGGAUCGCGAUUACAAACGGAGUUCUGUGUUAAGCAAUUUAUUUGGAAGACGUAAGAAACCGUCUCAGUCGUAACUCUAUGAUUGUAUAGAACAUAUUCCCGUCAAACUUUGUUGUAUAAUGAAACAACGAAAUAUCCUUGGACGUUAUCAUCCGAGAUUUAUCACAAAGCAUAUUUUUGCAGUACAUCGAUAGUAACUUAUUUCUUGCGAGUCCCUGUGUAGUAAUUUUACAUUUACAAUUUGUAAGUUUGUCUUUUUUUUUUUUUUUUUUUUUUUAUAUUGAUUUAUUAC
Molecule: messenger RNA, 13495 nt
Organism: Pseudomyrmex gracilis
Lineage: Eukaryota; Metazoa; Arthropoda; Insecta; Hymenoptera; Formicidae
Gene: kst
Product: spectrin beta chain, non-erythrocytic 5
Exons: 25
Coding region: 693-13277 (4194 amino acids)
Biological process (GO): actin cytoskeleton organization
Cellular component (GO): plasma membrane; cell projection; cortical actin cytoskeleton
Molecular function (GO): phospholipid binding; actin filament binding
Source: RefSeq, a predicted model, not a curated record